Molecule: messenger RNA, 1530 nt
Organism: Mycena citricolor
Lineage: Eukaryota; Fungi; Basidiomycota; Agaricomycetes; Agaricales; Mycenaceae
Source: the annotation of a GenBank genome assembly
CAGCUGACGCGACAUGCGUUCGAGACGUCAUUCCCUCUCACCUGCACUCCCAUGAACAUGGACUCCCGUGUAGGACUUCGAAUCUAUCAAGAGUAAGCACACAUCGCGUGGAAAGGACGUUAUUUAUGGAAUUGGGAUCAGAAUGCAUUUCGGUGUGCAGCGUGCAUUCCGUGCGCUGGUGCCUGAACCCCAGGAUCGUAUUCCGCUCACAUUGGCAAACACACCGAUCGUUCUGGCUUGCUACCUGCCAUUCGUUUUUCUCGCCUAUCUCACACGAAGACCCGGGACAUAUCUUAUACGACUUCUCGUAUUGCCAACUGUAUUGGUGGCUCUAAUAACAACAGGGUGGAGGUUUCGGUGGGAGGUACCAGGUGUGUAAGUGCUCGUUUCGUCUCAAUCAACUCAGAUACGACGACUAGGCUGAACAGAGCUGAACGUUUAUAACUGGGGAAUGGCGCUUCUAGCAGAGGCACUAAUAGGGAAGGCACUUAUGUUUGCUUUCACGCCGGAGGGGAUGCUCAAGCUUGGGGAAUGUUCCCCAGGACAGCUCAAAGGCAAGGGGAAGGAUGAUUCCGAGGGCCACCUCGCGUCUAAAAAGUCAUCUAUAUUCCCGCUGUGGCUACGCGACGCGACAGAGAUCAUACACACUCUCCGGGGCAUACGCUGGAAGUACGGGAUGGGGACAUACAUUCCUCCACCAACUCGACCGCAAGAGCGGCAAGCUUUCUUACGCGCAACAUCGUUAUCCUUCGUUCGGAACUUUUUGUUGUUGGAUGCACUGGAAACUUGUCUCAAGAUCUUUCCCGGUGUCGGACUUCCAUCCGGGGGGAGCAUAUUUUACCCCCAGCUUCCACCAAUACCACGGUACACAGUGUCUACAACAAUCCACAUGUUGACUGGCUGCGCGCUGCUGGCAGGCUUCGGGAUGUGCUACGAUUUGGCCACUUUCGUGGCGGUAAUGUUCCUUGGUGAUACUCCCUCGUCAUGGCCCCCGGUUUUAUACAACCCAUGGGGAUCCGAUUCCCUUCACUCUCUCUGGGCCAAACAUUGGCACCAACUGCUCCGACAAACCUUCUUAAUUUUCGGAGGAUACCCGGGCCGAUGGCUGGCUGGGGACGUGGGUCUCGUCCUUGGGACCUUCCUCGCUUCUGGUCUGUAUCACGAGCUGGCCAUCUACACAAUGGGACGAGGACUCGACCACACUGUCACAUUCUUUUUCGCUAUUCAAGGACCUUUGUUGAUUCUAGAACGAGUGUGGAGACGAGUUACCGGGAGAAGAGUCGGUGGCCUGCCAGGGAGAUUGUGGGUUUAUUCGAUCAUGUUCCUCGGUGGGCAAUGCAUGGUCGACUCGUGGCAUCGCCGUGGCUUGGCUGGCUGUUUAGUCAUUCCGCCAGUGAUCAGUCCAGUCCGGCUCGCGUUGCUUGCGAUGGGGUUUGGCCGUCGACGCUGAUAUUUUAGUAUAAUGUACAGGCCAGAUAGUCUACAGAUACCUUGCAAAUCUAAUCAUGUUGUAUCAUCUCCGACCCCGGG